Dimorphilus gyrociliatus is the source of this 907-nucleotide messenger RNA. The record is from the annotation of a GenBank genome assembly. NCBI's taxonomy places the organism in Eukaryota, Metazoa, Annelida, Polychaeta, Dinophilidae.
UAUGUUAGUUGCGUGGUUUUUAAUUUUAAUAUUCCUGGCAAAGCUUCAAUGGCGAGAAGGAUCGAUUCUUAGAGAAGAUUUUAUGCUUCAACAUUAUACUUCACAUAGUCCUUCCAGUCCUAAAGCUCCUAAAGCUUCAACUACAAACAAUCAAGCUUCGAAUAAAAGAUCUAGUGCUAGCUUGGAUUUUGUUCCACUACAUGUAACAGCACCAUCUGGUAGCACAAGCACACUAAAGGCUUGCCCAUUGCAUGGAGAGGGAGCUACUUUUAUAUUUAAUUCCGAAUUAGCUGACUAUUUAGUUGAAGAUACUUCAAUACACCCCUACGAGUUGGGAAGAAGGAGAAUUUCAACAAAUCUACCUGUGUUAAACGAGGUAACAUCAGAGGGAGCCACCGAACAGGCUUCAGAUAAUGGAAGUCAAAAAGGUGGAGAUUCGAGUGCACCUCAUAGCAUUCUAGAAUUAGCUGGACCGAGCUCGUCGGGAAGAAAUAGCUGUACGAGCGACAGUUCAAAUAAAAGAAGAAAGAGUUCCGGAACAGUAAAAGCUUUUAUGGUAGAAAAGAGAUCUCCUGUAAAAAAACGAGCUUCUGUACCAGCAGCUAUUCUAGCUGAAACUGUUGAAGGUGGAUUAAGUAAAGGCAUACAAUCUGCGGACGACUCGGGAAAUGAGAAAAUUAAAAGAUCUUACAGCGAUGAUUUUACAGCGGUUUCAAAUGAUACUAUGAAAAUGCUUUUAAUGAAGAAAGCUAUGGGUUAUAAAGACGAUGGUUUGACUGAGUUAACAUCAAAUUCAGCAAGAACUCAUAAAACAUCAACAUCUUCCGGAAAAAAGAGUGAAUUUAUAACAGUUCUAGAGCCAACAAUAGAAAGUGAGCAAAUUAAUAUGUCUGAAACUGAAAUGUAG